UCGCUGGCAUGAUUUUCUAUUUGACUCGAGCUCAGCUUCGUCAAGGCGGUGCGUCGUGGCUUGCGGCCCAACGCCUUCCUGUUCUGGCUCUCUCCCAUCGUACGUAUGCUGAGAUCCUCUCUCGUUUCGCCGCCUCGAUGAGCACUGAUCCCUUACAAUCCCGCCCUAGAUGAUGAUCCGAACCUACUCGAGGCGAAACCGCUGCGAUUCCCGGAGUUUCUCCGAAACCCCCCGUUUUGAUUCCGACUAUGGCGGAUCUGAGGACGCCGACCUACGCGAGCUCUCCCUCUCGCAAGACAGCCACCAAGAUCGUCGCCAUGGACUUGCAGUCACAUUAUCCUCCCAGGAGUCGUCACCUUGGUCCCUCGACCCUGAUCUCUUGUCAUUAUCUCUCCGUGAGAACGAAGACCCCUUGGAUGACGAGGAGACGGAGAGGAGGACUGAAAAGAAGGGGCGGAAGCAAAAGCGGGGUUGCAUCGAUGAUUUAAAGGGGCAAGAGCCUGCGGCGGCUAUGUCGGAGACUUCGACGCUGUUGGAGACGCAGGAGUUCGGGGAGAUGAUGGAGCAUGUUGAUGAGGUGAAUUUUUCUCUUGACGGUCUCCAGCCAUGGCAGCCCGCUCGAAUUCGGCGGGCCAGCUUGCUCUCUCUGCUAAGCAUUUGCAGCGUGGCGCAGCGGCGCCGGCUACUUAGGGCUCGGGGGAUGGCUGAUAAAAUAAUCAAUGCAAUUUUGGACUUGAACUUUGAUGAUUCUCCAAGCACCAUCGGUGCAGCAGCUCUUUUCUUCAUCAUGGCUAGUGAUGUUGAAGAUGAGCGUCUUCUAGAGUCUCCGGCUUGUCUACGUUUUCUUCUUAUGCUAUUAAAUCCACCAAUUAGUCAUUCUGUUGAGAAGAAGCCACAAAAGGGCCGCUUCAAUCUCUUAGAUAGACACAAGCCUCAAACACUUGAUAGUGCAAGUAAAGGAGUUGAUUCUAGCUCAAGAGCAAUAAUUUCAAAAGUCAAAGAAAUUCUUGUAAAUUGUAAUGAGAUCAAAUCUGGCAAUGAGAAUGAUGAUGGUAUGAAGAGGCCGGAGUUCAGCUCAAAAUGGAUAGCUUUAUUGAUCAUGGAGAAAGCAUGCUUAUCUACCGUCUCUUUUGCUGGUGCAACUGAGACAAUUAGAAAGGUUGGUGGAAAUUUUAAAGAAAGUUUGAGGGAGCUUAAAGGACUAGAUGCAAUCUUUGAAGUUGUCACUGAUUGCCAUUCCACCCUAGAGGGUUUGUUUAGAAAGAAGUUGUCAUCAGUUACAGAUUCAAAAGACGACGACAGUGCUGCCCUUGAAAGUGUUGUAUUUCUCCUCAAAUGUUUGAAGGUUAUGGAAAAUGCCACUUUUCUGAGCAAAAACAAUCAGAACUACUUGCUUAGUAAGAAGGCCAAGUUGGAAUCUGGAAGGACGUCUUUGUCUUUCGUUGGUAUUAUUAUCAGUUGCAUCAAAUUUUUAUCAGGCCUUUCUCUUCUCCAAAAUCCUUUUAGCACCUCCAACUAUGGGAAAUUAACAUGCUUGCCCAAUGGAGCCUCUGAAGUUUGCUCGAAGGGGAAGAAUACAGAUGUGCAGGAUUAUUCUUCAACUUCUUUCUGUGGAACUAAGAGUUCACAAAUGGAGAGCAUUGAAGUUUGUCAUAAACGUCAAAAGCUGUCUACGGCAAGCUUAGAAGCUACUACAUCACUUGAUGCUUUACCUGCAAUGGAUAGAGCUGAUUGCCUUACUUCUACAUCUUAUGAUACGUCAUUUAAUUCUUCAAAUGGGUUAAGCUGCACAAGUACUAUUGGCUUGGAAGUAAAGUUACAUCCAAAUGGCAUGAAGGCGAAUUCUCAAAGUUCAAGUGGCUGGAUUUCCAUAAGGUCAACUGGUUCAAAAGAAAGCUCUCAUGUCCAAUCCAAGAGAAUGCAAAUGUCCAGCCAUUGCAAAGCUGACAGCGCAAGUGAAUUUUGUGAUCCAUUUGAAUUUGAUGAUCACUUGGGACCAUCAAAGUGGGAACAAUUAUCUUCAAAAAAGGGAAAAACUCAAACUAGCACACAAGCUUUUGCAGUUACUGAAAAUGUCAAUGGAUCUGAGGCUCUGAGUAUAAUCAUAAACGAUGAAUCAAGUCAGCCCACUAUUGAAGUCAAUCCCAAGUCGAGUGAUAAUUCUUGUCCAUCGGCAGCUGAAGAAGAUCCUAAUAUUUUAGAGGACUGCCUUCUUUCUUCAGUAAAGGUUCUAAUGAACUUAACAAAUGAUAACCCUGUUGGCUGUCAGCAAAUUGGAGCCUGUGGUGGUUUGGAUACUUUGGCUUCCUUGAUUGCGAACCAUUUCCCAUCAUUUGACUUGUGCUUUCCUGUUGGCACUGAAACGGAAGAGAUUAUGACAUCCAUCGACAGAAGUAAUGAAUGUGGACAUCUUAAUGAUAGAAAGAUGCAUGAUCAUCAAUUGGAUUUUCUAGUUGCUAUUCUGGGUUUGCUUGUGAACCUUGUUGAGAAGGAUAGUCCUAACAGAUUGCGGCUUGCAUCUGCACGUGUUUUGGUGAAUCAGCCUGGAACCUCUGCUAGUAAGGAGAUUUACAGGGAAGUUGUACCUUUGCUGUGCUCCAUCUUUCUGUCCAAUCAACGAGCUGGGAAUGCUGCUGGAGAGGAAGAGGCUCUAGUCAAUGAUGACGAGGCAUCCUUGUUGCAAAGUCAGCGUGAGGCUGAAAUGAUGAUCAUCGAAGCCUAUGCAGCUCUACUGCUUGCCUUUCUGUCAACAGAGAGUACCAAGGUGAAAGAAGCCAUUGCACGCUGCCUUCCUAAUCACAGAUUACAAAUUCUUGUUCCAGUGUUGGAAAGAUUUGUGGCAUUUCAUCUGACACUGAAUAUGAUAUCCCCUGAAACACAUUCAGCAGUUGUUAAGGUUAUCGAAUCCUGUAAAGAAUCAUAAGGGGAAGGCGUAUUCCUGUACAGCUUUAAUAUCUCUACCAUCUCAACAAAUAUAUUCUUUUUUCUCCCUUGAAUGCAGAGUGCCUCUAGCUGUUUAACCUUGGAAAGUGAUCAUAACAUUACAUUUGCCUCUAUUCUUCUCUGUUAUCUUUUCUUUCUUGAUGAUCGGUUCUUUGGAGGCUUAAUCCUGAGUAGUGGAAGACAAUGUAUUCUUCUUUUUUUACUUGCCGAGCAAUGCAAUGAAAAGAAAUGUAUUGUUUGUACAGGAGCUGAUUUUAUUAUGCUCAUCACUGUCAUCUGUUUUCAUCCGAAGCCAGUCUUAGUUUUGUUGCAGUUAGCUCUUUUGUUCAAUUUAUAAAUGAGAAAUUUACAUGCCA
Phalaenopsis equestris is the source of this 3299-nucleotide messenger RNA. RefSeq lists its product as uncharacterized. The transcript has 13 exons. The record is from RefSeq and is a predicted model, not a curated record. Gene Ontology annotation, biological process: regulation of chromosome condensation. Lineage: Eukaryota; Viridiplantae; Streptophyta; Magnoliopsida; Asparagales; Orchidaceae. The coding region runs from base 170 to 2923 and encodes 917 amino acids.